AUGAGACUUUCUUUCCAUCUCGGCGCCUCAAAGCUCGCCCUCCUCUUCCUCGCCCUCCUCUGCCUCAUCCCACGGGCCUCCACGCUGACCCCCCACCCCCCCACCGCCCCCCUGGCCCCGGAGGGCGGGGCCUGGGAGGAAGAGGAGGGCGGGGCCUGGGAGGAGGGGCCCCGCUGAGGGGCCCGGAGGGGAGACCCGGUGGGCCGGCCGCUGUCUCCGUUCCCCGUGGGCCUCUCGAUGGAGGGCGUGAACUAUCAGGAGGGAGGAGAAGGGGAAGAAGGAGGGAGGAGGAACGAAGCUCUGACCUCCAUCGCCGGAGGCCUCCAGGCCGUCAGCCGGGAGAAAGGAGGCUUCGGGUUCCGCUUCGGGAGGAAGAGGUGGACCGACAGGGGAUGGAUGGACUGA
This is a messenger RNA of Cyclopterus lumpus (lumpfish), 405 nucleotides long. It is a transcript of the gene qrfp, whose product is annotated as pyroglutamylated RFamide peptide. Lineage: Eukaryota; Metazoa; Chordata; Actinopteri; Perciformes; Cyclopteridae. The transcript has a single exon. Gene Ontology annotation, molecular function: orexigenic neuropeptide QRFP receptor binding. The record is from RefSeq and is a predicted model, not a curated record.